Molecule: messenger RNA, 1068 nt
Organism: Cyphomyrmex costatus
Lineage: Eukaryota; Metazoa; Arthropoda; Insecta; Hymenoptera; Formicidae
Exons: 4
Coding region: 1-1068 (355 amino acids)
Source: RefSeq, a predicted model, not a curated record
AUGUGUCUGGAUUUAAAAGCUAAUGCUGUCAAUAUGUAUAUGUCAUCAAUCAAUUUCCUUGCAGUCAACUGGUUGCUUCUCUGCUUAAUCAAUCCAUUUUGUAGCAGAGCCGAAAAAUCAGACUGGAUUCCUUAUGAGAUCAACGAUUCUGCGCAUUACGAAUUUCGAUCGAUACAGCCAGAACCAGUUUCUUUGGAAGAAGAGUUUCGACCUAAUGUUCUAAAACGUCCACAAUACAACAUUUAUCAUUCUAAGCAUAAUUCGAUGCAACCUGGGAUACUUUUAAAGAAUCGCUAUUCUGAAGACAAUGUGAAAAAAAAUAUUGCAAGAUUUAUGCCAGAAUAUGAAUUAGGAGAAGUCUACACACCGUACCAUUAUUCUCAAUUUGUUAGGAAUCAAGAAAUUCCUAAAAAAGGAAGUGCUGCACGAUUGGAGCAGGAAGAGACUCAAGAAAUUGACAAGGAAGUAAUAAAGAAAAUGAACUUACUAGAUAAAGUAUUAUCUGAAGAUCCCGACAAGAAUGACAUCGAGAUGAAGAAUACUAUUGAAGAUGAAAUUAUUACGGAAAUGAACAUCCCCGAAGAGACAAAAAGGGUUGUCAGGCAAGUUCGUAAGUAUCGACCGGGAUUCUUUUGGACCUUGGCGAGGCUUGCUUUCGAGACGUUCAAUGAUACGCGAUCGGCGGUUAAACAAAUAAGUAAUAUUAUUAAUCAAAAUAUUGAAACGGAUCCAACUACACGACGACCAUCAAGAGUCAACAGUCAUCAUUCAUUGAUAGAUGCCAAUACAACGACAGUUGCACCGACGAAUGAAGAGACUAAUACAUCUAGCAACAUGAUAGGCGUUAACGCAACGACAACAACAACCUCGACCACACAAGCACCUUUCAGACUCACGCCAACCAAUCUACAAAAUUUGAUCAAAAGAAAUUUGCGUGGUUUAGUAAGACUCUUCAAUAUUGAAUGGCAGGAUGCUCUAAAUCAAUCAGACAUAACGGUAAAGGAGUUUCAAAAGAAUCUUGGGAAUCAAGUAGGCAGUUUUCUACAAGACAAUCCAAAUGCUUUUUAA